Molecule: messenger RNA, 1429 nt
Organism: Suillus subalutaceus
Lineage: Eukaryota; Fungi; Basidiomycota; Agaricomycetes; Boletales; Suillaceae
Exons: 6
Coding region: 409-1284 (291 amino acids)
Biological process (GO): tetrahydrobiopterin biosynthetic process; tetrahydrofolate biosynthetic process
Cellular component (GO): cytoplasm
Molecular function (GO): GTP binding; GTP cyclohydrolase I activity; zinc ion binding
Source: RefSeq, a predicted model, not a curated record
CAUCGCCGUUGCUAUUCAUGUUCGCGUUGGCGAGCGCCAGAAAGUUGUCCCGUUCGUGCCUCCGCUGUUCCUGGGAGCCGAAGUACUUCGGAAGGGAUGUAGCAGGGCACUCGGAUCACUCGUUGGAUCGUUUUGCAAACAUGCCCGGAGUGCACUGAGUCGCUGACCACCCGACAGCCUCGGAAGCAAAUGUGCAUGCGUGUGUGACGGGGAGCAGCCGGGGUCCUGCCAGUGAGUCAGUGACAGCGCCCGCCAAAUUUGCCGGACAGCGUUCACACUCACGAAUCACCGGCAAGUUGGCAGCUGUACUGACAACGGCUCAGUCUUUCUCGCUACGCGAUAAGGAUUCACUUGUCUCUUUUUCUUUGCAUUGAGCAGGUCUCUAAACACCCCCUGAAUUCGGUUCAAAUGACAUCUCACGUCGAGCUCUUGUCAAACGGUUUACGAAAACUAGAACUUCAACAAUCCGAAUCGAAUACUAGGUCAAAUGACCAAGACGGGAACCCGCAGUCUGAGAGUGUUCCUUCAUCAGCCAAUGCAUCACGUCUCAGUUGGUCUCAAACCCGAGAGGGUUAUGGCUUUCGACCUGCUUCGGGUAUCUCGACGCCUCUCACCCAGUUCCCUCGUACUGUCGAGGGAGGAAGCCCACUUCCUGACCCUCAUGGUCUUGGGUGGCCCGCGAAGUCCACUGUGUCUCGUUUAAAUGAGACCACAACAGACCGCGCUGCGCGCGAGAAAAUGAUGGUCUCUGCGGUACGGACUAUUCUUGAAUGUAUCGGAGAAGACCCCAACCGGGAAGGCUUGUUGAAGACGCCAGAGAGGUUUGCUCAGGCCAUGAUGUGGAUGACUCGGGGAUACGAGGAACGCUUGGCAGAUGUAAUCAACGAUGCAGUGUUUGCAGAGGAUCACGAUGAGAUGGUUCUAGUCCGUGAAAUCGAUUUUUCCAGCCUUUGCGAACAUCAUUUGGUUCCUUUUACAGGAAAAGUCGCUAUCGCAUACAUCCCAAAUCAGCUAGUGCUUGGGCUUUCCAAGCUUGCGCGCAUUGCCGAAACUUUCAGUCGUCGUCUGCAGGUUCAAGAACGGUUAACUAAACAGAUUGCUAUCGCCGUUCAGGAGGCAAUUAAGCCCCGCGGAGUCGCAGUCGUUAUGGAAGCGACCCAUAUGUGCAUGACCAUGCGUGGUGUACAGAAACCAGGUUCCAUCACUGUCACUUCCUGCAUGCUAGGCUGUUUCCGAACUCAGCAAAAGACUCGAGAGGAAUUCCUUACCUUGAUUAAAAAAUGACCACAGCUAUUUGCCACCUACCGCGAUUCAACUCGGGAUAUUAUCGAUUCAACUCGGAGUCACUCGUUCACCACAGCUACAUACCAUCUAAUAAUCCAUCACUUGUGUAGAGUGGAGCAUCAGUCAAAUUCAUUUGUGUACUAUG